Molecule: messenger RNA, 681 nt
Organism: Hyalella azteca
Lineage: Eukaryota; Metazoa; Arthropoda; Malacostraca; Amphipoda; Hyalellidae
Product: sulfotransferase 1C4-like
Exons: 5
Coding region: 1-681 (226 amino acids)
Biological process (GO): sulfation
Cellular component (GO): cytoplasm
Molecular function (GO): sulfotransferase activity
Source: RefSeq, a predicted model, not a curated record
AUGUCAUCAUUUUCGUCUCAACAGUUGGCCGAGGCUCACACCAAACCCCGGACCAUCAAGACUCACCUCGCCUUCUCAUUGCUGCCAAAGAACUUAUUGGACACAUGCAAGGUUGUGUACAUGUUCCGUAACCCGAUGGACAACGUUCUCUCAGCUCUACAUCACUAUAAGUUGGUCAAAAUUCACAGCUUCGUCGGCACUCAAGACGACUUUGUCGAUAUGUACGUCGAUGACUUGCGCAAUUUGUACAGCCCGUACGGCCAGCACCUGCGGGAGGCGUGGGCGCGACGCGGUCACCCCAACCUGCACGUCGUCUCCUUCGAGGAACUGAAGAGCGACACGCGCGCCCAACUCUGCAGACUGGACGCCUUCCUCGGCACCCGCCUUACGGAUCAGCAGCUCGAGAACGUCUUGCAGAAGACGAGCUUCAAGACCAUGCAAGACAGCGACCCCUUCAAGACAGCUGGACACGACGCCUACAAUAGACAAGUGGGGGAGCAAGAGGGGCUCUUUGUGAGGCAGGGUGAGGCAUACAAUAGACAAGUGGGGGAGCAAGAGGGGCUCUUUGCAAAGCUGGCUGGCACCUGGAAGGAGAAAAUUAGUCAGCAGCAACAAGAGAAGCUCGAGGAUUGGAUCAAGAAGAACUUUACAGAUUACGGUAUCAAGUUCAGGUUUGAUUAG